This is a messenger RNA of Cimex lectularius (bed bug), 881 nucleotides long. RefSeq lists its product as uncharacterized. The record is from RefSeq and is a predicted model, not a curated record. Gene Ontology annotation, molecular function: DNA binding. Gene Ontology annotation, biological process: regulation of transcription by RNA polymerase II. NCBI's taxonomy places the organism in Eukaryota, Metazoa, Arthropoda, Insecta, Hemiptera, Cimicidae. Gene Ontology annotation, cellular component: transcription regulator complex; nucleus. The transcript is spliced from 2 exons. The coding region runs from base 166 to 855 and encodes 229 amino acids.
UGUAUUUCGGAACAUCUUCGUCAAACCCAGUUUAUUUUAAAACAAUAAAGUAUGAUAAGUUUUACCGUUAUUUGAUAGAAACGUACAAAGUGUGACGAGCAAAGCGGUUUGUCCUUCAUCUUCAUAGGGAAUAAGUUUGGUUUUGUUGUGUAGAAGCCGUUGAAAAUGGACAGUGAGAAACUGAUUCGUUUAGUCUUCGAAAGGAAGAGUUUAUGGGAUCUAAAACAGCCUCAGCACUACGUGAGAAACGUAACCACGAAACUAUGGGCUGAAGUAGCCGAUGAAAUGGAGAAACCAGUUGACGAAGUCAAGAGAAAGUGGAGAAGGUUGCGAGAUUCUUUCAGGAGGGAGUUUAAAAAAGCCUACUGUGAACAAACUGGCAGCGUGUCUGAAAAAAUGAAAACAUGGCCACUUUUCAGUCAAAUGAGCUUCCUGCUGGAUGUUGUCGCUUUAAAGAAAUCACAACCCUUCAUCGAAGAACAACUAACUGUCAUCGAACAAUGUGAAGUCAUUGAAAAUCCCAGCUACAGUAUCGAGCAUCCGAUAUGUGACGGUGAAGCACAGUUGACACUAAUCGAAUCGCCCAAAUUUUCAAUUCUGCCGCAUGAAAUGUUCAAAAGCCCGGCUAAAAAGAAGAAAAAGAACAAUUAUGAAGAACAAUUCUAUAUUGAAAGUGAAAAAUCGGUUUUUGAACAGGAUAAUAACCAAGACAGUGACUUUCAGUUCUUGGCGAGUCUUCUACCUUACUUGAGAGAUGUGCCUGGCCAUAAAAAAUUAAAGGUACGUGCCGAACUACUAAAUGUUUUUAUAAUCGAACAGGAGGAAAGAGACGCAAACCAACAACCUAUAAUUUAACGUUUAUACGACUUUUCCUGCAUCAA